AUGAAACUGGGAGGUACUGCUGACUCUCUCAGGGGACAAGAGGCCUUGCAGAGGGAUCUGGAUAGGUGGGAGCACUGGGCAAUCAUCAACAGCACGAAACGGAACAAGACCAGAUGCUGGAUUCUGCACCUGGGACGACAAAUGCCUGAGCUGUUUCUCUUGGAAAAACAUGCUAAAAGACAAGAGCCUGAGUACAACAGUACUCCCUCAGAGAGAUCCAUCUGGCCCAACACUCCGUCUCCAAAGUGGCCAACCAUCAAUGUCUCCAGGAGAGCCUAUGAGCAGCGCAAGCCUACUUCUGCCAGGGCCCUGGACCCGCUCAUAGGCCUCAAUGGCUGGGACCGGCUUCCCCUGGGACCUCCACCCCCACCGUCUCCUGCCAAGGGCCCAGGGGACGUGUCUCAGCUGGGCCUGGGCCUGGCAAAGGCAAGGCACAGAGCUGCACAAAGCAGCAGCAGGAACACAGGCCAAGCACAUCGGUACCGACCACACAUGAAAGAAGAAGAAGAAGAAGACGAAGACGACAAAGAAGAAGACGAUGAAGAAGAUGACGAAGAAGACGAAGAAGAUGAUGAAGAAGACGACGAAGAUGAUGAAGAAGACGACGAAGAAGAAGAAGACGAAGAAGAAGAAGACGAAGAAGAAGACGAAAAGAAGACCAAAGACGAGGAAGACGAAGAAGAAGAAGAAGAAGAUGAAGAAGACGAAGAAGAAGAAGAAGAAGAACACGAAGAAGAAGAACACGAAGAAGAAGACGAAGAAGACGAAGACGAAGAAGAAGACGACGAAGAAGACGACGACGACGAAGAAGAAGACGACGACGAAGAAGAAGACGACGAUGACGACAACGACGAUGACGACGACGACGAAGAAGACGACGAUGACGACGAAGAAGAAGAAGACGACGACGCUCAGUACAUUAACACUCCUCAGGAACAUGGGAAACUGAAGCUCAAUUGUCUCCUGAGGAGAGCUGCAGCUACUCCAAGAUGGCUCAUCAACUAUCAGCCAAAAUAUAUUCCAGAGUACAUGACGCUCCAUCUGGCUCAGAAAGAGAACUUCCAAGCUUUCGUCUUAACUGAAGGCUCACAAGGAACAGAUGGAACACUCCUCAGGAAGAGGCUGAAGGAGAGUGUAGGGCCCCAGAUAGCAAAAGCAUAUGAGGAAGAAAUUAAUUAG
Molecule: messenger RNA, 1179 nt
Organism: Nipponia nippon (crested ibis)
Lineage: Eukaryota; Metazoa; Chordata; Aves; Pelecaniformes; Threskiornithidae
Source: RefSeq, a predicted model, not a curated record